Molecule: messenger RNA, 1160 nt
Organism: Morus notabilis
Lineage: Eukaryota; Viridiplantae; Streptophyta; Magnoliopsida; Rosales; Moraceae
Product: floral homeotic protein PMADS 1
Exons: 7
Coding region: 161-847 (228 amino acids)
Biological process (GO): positive regulation of transcription by RNA polymerase II
Cellular component (GO): nucleus
Molecular function (GO): protein dimerization activity; DNA-binding transcription factor activity, RNA polymerase II-specific; RNA polymerase II cis-regulatory region sequence-specific DNA binding
Source: RefSeq, a predicted model, not a curated record
ACUCCUUUCGCCAACCCAAACCCCUUCCUUUCCAUUUUCGACAGUGCCCUUGGACUCCCUAUUUCUCUUCAUUUUCGUUUUCUGCAGACGGGAAAAGAAGAAAGAAAGAGAAAGAGAGAGAAAGCGUGUAGUUGUUUCUGAGAUCGGAGGAGAGAGAGAGAUGGCAAGAGGGAAGAUUCUGAUCCAGAAGAUAGAGAAUCCGACCAACAGGCAGGUCACGUACUCGAAGAGACGCAACGGUCUUCUCAAGAAGGCGCAGGAGCUUAGCGUUCUCUGCGACGCCAAGGUUUCAAUUAUCAUACUUUCCGGCACCGGAAAACUCCAUGAAUACACCAGCGAAUCCACCUCAACGAAGGAAUUAAUCGAUCUGUACGAAAGGACCUCAGGGACGGAUCUUUGGAGCUCACAAUAUGAGAAAAUGCAAGAGCACAAAAGAAUAUUGGAAGAGAAAAAUAGAAAUCUUCGGAUGCAGAUCAGUCAGAGGAUGGGUCAAUGUCUAGAUGGUUUGAACUUUAAGGAACUACAUGAUCUUGAACAAGAAAUGGAAAGUGCUGCGAAAGUUAUUCGUGAACGCAAGUACAAGGUGAUGUCAAAUCAGAUUGAUACUACCAACAAAAAGUUAAAGCGAGCAAAACAAAUAAACAACGCUUUUCUAACCGAUGAUAUUAAGGAUGAUCCAGACUACGCGUUACUUGAGGGCGCUGGAGGGCAUUAUAAUGAUUCCAUUGCUGGAUAUCCAAAUGCAUUUCCUAGCUUACUUGCUCUUGGCCUGCAACUUAAUCAGCCUAAUUUUCAGCCUAAAGCCGAAUCAUCAGUUAUCACCACUUGGGGUGUCCCCAAAUUCUAAGACAUCCAAAUUUGAAGCAUCCCUAAAGGAAUAUAGUCCAUAGUAAUAUAUGUUUCAAGCACAAAAAGAAAGUGUGCGUAGUAUUAUCAUAAGAAGGAUCUGUAUUCAGCUUUAUAUAUUGACUAUAUAUAUAAACUGCUUGUUCUGUGUUAACUACUAAAACUGGCUUCUAUGCUUCCAUCGAGAUGAACGGUUGUCGCAGUUGACACUUUUUUUUUUGUUCAUUUAUGUUCUGUGACCAAACAUCAUUCCUUAAAAGUUCUGUAUCGUUAUUAAUGUGACGUUACUGUUGGCAUCCAACUUUUAAUAUCAA